Molecule: messenger RNA, 399 nt
Organism: Bathycoccus prasinos
Lineage: Eukaryota; Viridiplantae; Chlorophyta; Mamiellophyceae; Mamiellales; Bathycoccaceae
Product: DNA-directed RNA polymerase III subunit RPC10
Exons: 1
Coding region: 1-399 (132 amino acids)
Biological process (GO): DNA-templated transcription; termination of RNA polymerase III transcription
Cellular component (GO): RNA polymerase III complex
Molecular function (GO): zinc ion binding; nucleic acid binding; DNA-directed RNA polymerase activity
Source: RefSeq, a predicted model, not a curated record
AUGCUGACGUUUUGUCCCACGUGCGGGAAUUUACUGUCCAUCGAGAAGAAGAAGAAGAAGACAGAGGAGGAGGCGUUUGACGUAAACGACGAGGAUAAAGAAGAAGAUAAAGAAGACGAGCUUUUGUUACACUUGUGCUGCAAAACGUGCCCGUAUUCGUACUCGAUCGGCGGCACUUUUUGGUCGAAAACGGACGUCCCGAUUCGGAAUAAAAAACGCGUGGACGACGUUUUAGGUGGGGACGACGCGUGGAAAAACGUGGACACGACGAGAAGUCGGUGCCCGAAAUGCUCGCACGACGUGGCGUAUUUUUUGAUGGUACAAACGAGGUCGGCGGAUGAACCGAUGACGCAGUUUUUCCGGUGCGUGGAGUGCGCGAAUCAGUGGAAGGAGAAUUAA